Messenger RNA from Drosophila eugracilis, 720 nucleotides. It is a transcript of the gene SLIRP2, whose product is annotated as SRA stem-loop-interacting RNA-binding protein, mitochondrial. NCBI's taxonomy places the organism in Eukaryota, Metazoa, Arthropoda, Insecta, Diptera, Drosophilidae. Gene Ontology annotation, molecular function: mRNA binding. The coding region runs from base 346 to 618 and encodes 90 amino acids. The record is from RefSeq and is a predicted model, not a curated record. The transcript has a single exon.
AGAUUUCUAUUAUCACAUUAUAUUUUCCAGCCUAAUUCCGAAAAAAUCCUUUAUUAAGGGAAAUAACCCCUUAUAUUAAAAGUCUAGAGAUGGGACAUUGAUUGUUUACAAUAUUUAACACCGAUAGGCAUCCCGGCAGGGAGAGAAAAUUGUAAGGUGAAAAUAAUUGCGUUAGGUAAUGCGAUUUGAAAACAUUGCUUUUAUUAUCGUUUUUUUGCUCCGCCUAUCAGAAAGGAGCUGUACCGAGCCUAAAUUGUAAGCGACUCUUCCAAGUAAUUAGCGCCCCAACCCGCGCCACCUUUCUAUUAGAGAACCGUUCCAUAGACGCUCUUACAACCCAUAAUCAUGUCAAGCGGAUUCGUGCGCAGCAGCUACAAAUUGUUUGUCGGCAACCUACCAUGGACGAUCAGCAGCAAGGAGCUGCGAAUUUACUUCUCAAAAUUCGGGCACGUAGCCAACGCGGAAGUGGUUUUCGACCGCCAACUGGGCCUCUCAAAACAUUAUGGAUUCGUGGUGUUCAGCCAACGGGAUGCCUUUGACAGCGCCAGUAAUCAGAACACCCAUUUUCUGGAGGGCAGAGUACUCACUGUGCAGAGAGCCAAUGAAAGUCCACAAUGAAAAUGUCUAAUAAUUGGAUUGAUUUACUGGUUAUACCGAAAGGAGAGAGGAUGAUAGUUAAAGAGUUUAGUUAUUAACAAAUGAAUGCAGCAUUUCCUUCGA